UGCGGACUGACGCUGAAUCUGCCCGCUUGUUCUCAACCAGCCAGCAGGAGCGGUGAUCGGGACCGGAGUAUGACCGCAGUCCGGAGAGCAUAGAUGUGCAAAACACCUGGAUUAUCUGCGCGCUGGAAGAGGCCAGAACCGACCACCGUGGAGGACCGUCUUCAUCCAGCCGUCAAAAGGGACAGAGACACGGGGAAAGCAUGGCGGUAGAAGAGGAAGGUCUCCGGGUUUUCCAGAGCGUUAAAAUAAAAAUAGGCGAAGCAAAAAACAUCCCUCCGUACCCGGGGCCAAACAGGAUGAGGGACUGCUACUGCACCGUCAACCUGGACCAAGAGGAGGUCUUCAGGACCAAGAUCAUAGAGAAGUCACUGUGUCCAUUCUAUGGGGAGGACUUUUACUGUGAGAUUCCACGUAGCUUCAGACAUCUCUCCUUCUACAUCUUUGACAGGGACGUCUUCAGGAGGGACUCCAGUAUCGUGAAGGUUGCAGUGAAGAAAGAGGACCUGCAGAAAUAUCACGGCAAAGACACCUGGUUCCAGCUACAACCUGUCAGCGCUGACUCAGAAGUGCAGGGAAAAGUGCACCUGGAGCUGCGUCUGAGUGAAGUCAUCACAGACAGUGGAGUCAUCAACCAUAAACUAGCCACACGUGUGUUGGAAUGCCAAGGUCUUCCAAUCGUCAACGGCCAAUGUGAUCCCUACGCUGCUGUCUCCUUACUAGGACCUUCAAGGUCGGAAGCAAAGAAGACCAAAGUGAAGAGGAAAACCAACAAUCCACAGUUUGACGAGGUUUUCUAUUUUGAGGUGACGCGGCCAUUAAGCUACACGAAGCGUCAGUUUGAUGUUGAAGAAGAGGAUGUUGACAAGCUGGCACUGAGGGUGGAUCUGUGGAACGCCAGCAACCUGAAGUUCGGGGAUGAGUUCCUGGGAGGGGUGCGAGUUCCUCUGAAGGUGUUGGGUCAGGCUGGUGUCCAUGACGCAUGGUACUUUCUGCAGCCCAGGGAGAACGGGGGGAAGUCAGUGAAGGUAGAAGAGCUCGGCUCUCUGCGUCUGAACAUCGUUUACACUGAGGACCACGUCUUCCCCUCUGAACACUACACUCCCCUCAGAGAUCUACUGCUGCACUCUGCUACUGUACAGCCUGUGUCGGCGUCCCCAGCUCACACUCUGGGGGAGGUGUGUCGAGAGAAACAAGAGGCCGCCAUUCCCCUGGUGCGUUUGUUUCUUCACUACGGCAAGAUUGUGCCUUUCAUCAGCGCCAUCGCUAACGCCGAAGUCAACCGCACACAGGAUCCUAACACCAUUUUUCGUGGAAACUCGCUGACGUCCAAAUGCAUUGACGAGACCAUGAAGCUGGCAGGAAUGCACUAUCUGCAAGUGACACUCAAACCCAUCAUAGAUGAGAUCUGCACAGAACAUAAAUCCUGUGAAAUCGACCCGGUCAAGCUCAAAGAGUCGGAGAACCUGGACACAAACAGGGAAAACCUUCGUCAGUAUGUAGACCGUAUCUUCAACGUCAUCACCACCUCCGGCGUUCGCUGUCCCACCGUCAUGUGUGAUAUCUUCUUUUCUUUGAGAGAGUCUGCUGCCACGCGUUUCCAAGUUGACCAAGAUGUCCGGUACACAGCAGUGAGCAGUUUUAUUUUCCUGCGUUUCUUCGCUCCAGCCAUCCUCUCCCCAAACUUGUUCCAUCUACGGCCGCACCAUCCAGAUCCCACCACCUCUCGAACCCUCACCCUCAUCUCCAAGACGAUCCAGACCCUGGGAAGUCUCGCCAAGUCUAAAUCUGCCAAUUUCAAAGAGUCUUACAUGGCGGCAUUUUACGACUACUUCAAUGAGCAGAAAUAUGCGGAUGCUGUGAAGAAUUUCCUGGACCUGAUCUCCACAUCUGGCAAAUGGGAUCAGAGGAGUAUUGAAACACCAAUCAUGCUCAAAGAGGGAUUUAUGAUAAAGAGGGCUCAAGGGAGAAACCGAUUUGGAAUGAAGAACUUCAAGAAGAGAUGGUUUCGCCUCACCAAUCACGAGUUUACCUACCACAAAACAAAAGGUGAGAGCGCUCUCUGCAGCAUUCCUAUAGAGAACAUUCUGGCUGUAGAGAGGCUAGAGGAGGAGUCUUUCAAGAUGAAAAAUAUGUUCCAGGUUAUCCAGCCGGAGCGGGCGCUCUACAUCCAGGCCAACAACUGCGUCGAGGCUCGCGACUGGAUUGACAUCCUGACCAAAGUCAGCCAGUGCAACCGCAAACGCCUAAGCACCUACCAUCCCUCAGCCUACCUCAACAGCCACUGGCUCUGCUGUAAGCUCUCGGCGGACACGGCCCCUGGAUGUACGCCCUGCACUGGCGGCCUCCCAGCAAACAUCCAGCUGGACGUAGAUGGAGACAGAGAGACCGAGAGGAUUUACUCCCUGUUCAGCACAUACAUGACCAAACUGAUCAAGAUGCAAGAGGCCUGCGGCAGUAAAUCUGUGUACGACGGCCCCGAACAGGAGGAGUAUUCAAGCUUUGUCAUCGAUGACCCCCAGGAGACCUACAAAACCCUGAAACUGAUUGUUUCAGCUGUGCAGACCUUGGAGCAGCAGCACACCAAGUACAAACGUGACAAGUUCAAGAAGACAAAGAUAGGCAGCCAGGAACAUCCGAUUGGAGACAAGAGUUUUCAGUGCUACAUUCGCCAGCAGUCUGAGAGCUCCACCUACUCCAUCUAGCCCUGUGCACUGUUUCUACUAUGUCCAGAACCAGCAUAUUUUUCUCUACUGGAAAAACUUCCAUCUUGACACUGCUCCGUGUCUAGUAUUGAGUUUUAAAGCUUUAUUUUUCCUCAAAACAAGAUAAAAAAAAAGGCAUCACGGUGAGAUAAUUUCACUUAUUUCCAAAGCAAUGUAUCCAUGCUUCAUUUUUAAAAUACUUUUCAGGAAGCAGCAUGCUGUUUUGGAAACAAGUGUCACCUGACUGGCUUAUUUGUCCAGUUUUAGGACAAUAACAGUUUUGAUUGUCCAUACCAGACUGAACGAGCUUUGUAGUGGACAGUUUUUUUGCAGUGUCUCAAGAUGCAACACUCCAAAUUUGGAGAACAGACCUCAGAUCAACAUGAUACAUAGAGGAACAUAAUCAUACCGUACAUCUACGUGAGUCUCCUCCCUGUGAUGAGACGAGAGAACAAGCCAACGUUUUCACUGGACAGUCUUUUGACAGUGACCAACACGCACUUUAAUCGCCUCCACGUCUAUGGAUGAACAAGCGUCACAGCACACGUUCAAAAGCUUAUUUUAUCUGUUUGAUUCGUAUUUGGUUAUUAUAACGGUGCAAUGUUGAGAUGUCCCAUUGUAUUUUACUCCAGAGGGAAGGAAGGACUGUACUUUACCCUCUUUGGGUGGUGUUGUCUCCAUGUUUUUGUUGUUUUUUUGUCCCCAACCGCCUCAGUAAGGCUGUUAAGGUUGAGGGCACAGAAGAAGAAGAAGAAGAAGAAGAA
This is a messenger RNA of Anoplopoma fimbria (sablefish), 3466 nucleotides long. RefSeq names its product RAS p21 protein activator 3 (gene rasa3). The transcript is spliced from 24 exons. Gene Ontology annotation, molecular function: GTPase activator activity. Lineage: Eukaryota; Metazoa; Chordata; Actinopteri; Perciformes; Anoplopomatidae. Gene Ontology annotation, biological process: regulation of GTPase activity; intracellular signal transduction; negative regulation of Ras protein signal transduction. The record is from RefSeq and is a predicted model, not a curated record. Bases 201 to 2702 code for a protein of 833 amino acids.